This is a messenger RNA of Cantharellus anzutake, 1735 nucleotides long. RefSeq names its product thioredoxin-like protein. The coding region runs from base 488 to 1558 and encodes 356 amino acids. The transcript is spliced from 5 exons. NCBI's taxonomy places the organism in Eukaryota, Fungi, Basidiomycota, Agaricomycetes, Cantharellales, Hydnaceae. Gene Ontology annotation, biological process: protein folding; response to endoplasmic reticulum stress. Gene Ontology annotation, cellular component: endoplasmic reticulum. The record is from RefSeq and is a predicted model, not a curated record. Gene Ontology annotation, molecular function: protein disulfide isomerase activity.
GGCACAUUCACAUCACUCGCAAAAGGUAGCCUGGCUUUUAUCCCAAGGGGCGUUGAUCGAGCUCGCUACCUAGCUGGUUUUCACACAGUCACAAGUUCCUUUAUCUUCUAUAUUCCACUGUAGAGGCUGUUAGAUUUCUUGGGAUUCAAGCGCACGCUGAGGCCAACUCACGUUGUUGGUGUCAAGUCUUGCGGCGCCAAGAUCUACUUUGUUUCCCUUUUUUGGGUCAGUUGUUGCUAAAGUCAGUGCGCAUUCAUAGCGCCUGACUAUAAAACACCAAUUUUUGGACAUUACGACUUUUCCUCAGUUCACGCAUAGCAGACUGAGCGACAACAUCGCUAGUCCUCCAUUUCGUCUUAUAGGUUGUGCAAUUUCUGCUUGAUUUCUGCUCAGCGUGCCUUUUUGCCGAUCAAUCAUAUGGCAUGUGGCUGUUCAUUUAUAUACAUAAAGCAAAGACGUUCCCUCCAUUCCCUCCUUUCCUUCAAAAAUGCGCAUCUUUUCCCUUUUCAAGUCGUUGCUGCUCAUCGCUGGGGCUGUCAUUCCAUGGCGGGUAGCGGCGGGCGAAGGUCCCAGCGAUAUCAUAGACCUUACUUCAGCUAACUUUGGUGCUGAGACGCAGAAGGCUGGCCCUUUACUGGUCGAGUUUCUUGCGCCGUGGUGUGGCCAUUGUAAAGCACUCGCUCCUCACUAUGAGGAAGCUGCAACAGCUUUGAAGGAGAAGAACAUCACGUUGGGGAAGGUCGAUUGCGUUGAUCAGGCGGACCUUUGCUCAGAAAGUGAUAUACUAGGUUACCCAACGCUGAAAAUCUACAAAAAGGGGAAACCGACAGAAUAUAGAGGGCCUCGCCAAGCCGGUGACAUCAUCAGUUACAUGACCAAACAAUCUCUCCCGGCCGUCUCGACUGUUGCCUCUGAGAAUCUCGAAGAGUUCAGGGUCGCUGAUAAGGUCGUUGUGCUUGCGUAUGCUACUUCUACCGAAGAAGCCCCCAUUCCUGCCUUCUCUUCCGUUGCUGAGACCUACCGUGACGAUUACCUGUUCGGUUUAACGACCGAUGAGGUGGCCAUCAAAGAGGCUGGCGUGCUAUCGUUCUUUACAAAAACCGACUGGAUCAGAUCCAAUGCUGUUCCUCUCAUUGACGAGAUAUCUGGAGAGAACUACCACCUUUCUGCAACAUCUCGCCUCCCACUUGCUUAUAUCUUCAUUGAGUCAACCGAUCUUAAGCGGGAAGAGCUGAUCAAGGAACUCAGCCCCAUUGCUAAAGAACAAAAGGGUGUCGUUAACUUUGUCUGGAUUGAUGCGAUCAAAUUCGUUGAACACGCAAAAUCUCUUGGUCUCACAGAGGCUAAGUGGCCAAGCUUUGUGAUCCAAGAGAUCAAAAGUCAACUCAAGUACCCAUUGGAUCAAUCCACUGAGGUCAAUUUCAAGACCGUCGAUGAAUUUGUCAAGAAUUUUGUUGCUGGCAAGUUACAGCCCAAGUUGAAGACCGAGCCUGUUCCCGAGGAGCAAACUGAGAAGUACUACAGUUGGGGACAACAAUUUCUUGCACGUUUUUUGUGACGAAAUAGUCGCGGGCUGUGGAAGGUCUAUGAUGGAAUAGUCCGUCUCAGCCUCAAGCAUGAUACAACUAUGAGAACUACUUAUUGAUCUACCUAUGAGGGAAUUGGGUAGAUACAAUGUGAGAUAGAAUGUAAUGUAAAAAUAUGGGAAAUGACAAGCCUCAGCCUCAAGCGUGAC